AUGUUGAUUUCGUACGCUUUUUUAGCAAUAGCAAUCACCGAUGCUUAUGACAAACUACUCGUUGAUGCGCAUGCGACGUCAGUAGAAGAUACAACAGAUACUGUUCGAACUUUGAAUCCGUUUACUCCGCUACCAGCAUUAAGGAAACGCGUCUGGUUAUCAGAUAUGUUUCCCUUCCAUUUACUUUAUCCCACAGCGGAGGAUAAUUUUAAACAGAUCCUGCGUCGCAAACCACCAAAACCUACCAUAACAACACGGCGUACUAAAACAACACGGCGUACCAAAACAACACGGCGUACCAAAACAACACGCGUACCAAAACACACGCACCAACAACACGGCGUACCAAACCGAAAUCAACAAGUAAGCCGCAUGUAG
Messenger RNA from Leptosia nina, 378 nucleotides. NCBI's taxonomy places the organism in Eukaryota, Metazoa, Arthropoda, Insecta, Lepidoptera, Pieridae. The record is from the annotation of a GenBank genome assembly.